AGAUUGAGAUCCAAAACCUCCCAAGACAUUUUGGAUUUGCGCAACCGAAGAAGAUAUUGACUGGUCUGCAACUGAAACCCAAGAAAGUCAAGGCAGUCAACAAGGCAACCUAUGCUUUUGUGACAUUCAGCUGCCAAGAAGAUAAGGAGGAGGCAUUGAAAGUACUCAACGGACGCAAAUGGAAAGGACAAGUGCUCAAAGCCAAGCUUACCAAGCCAGUUGAGGACCCGUACACUAAGAGCCUCGCUCUGAAGAGAAGCCAAGAGGAAUCUGAUGAAAACACCCAAGAAGCUAAGAGGAGGAAGGAGGAGGACAGCUGACCAGUAGAAGAGAGGUUAAACAACAUGGUGACUCCACUAUGGAACCAGCCUUAUGAGGACCAGCUAUCCACCAAACAGACCAACACCAGGGAGUUUCUGAGGAAUUUAUCCAAGAUGCUGGAACGGAACAUUGGGGAGAUGCCUCCCUGUCUGAAGCAACAAAGGAAGAACCACAGUGGGAUGGCAUGUGAGUUGGAGCCAAUUAAGCCAUCGCCAGUAUUAGAGAGUUAUCGCAACAAGUGUGAGUUUACCAUCGGAAAGAGUGUCUAUGGCAUCGAUAACACUGUUGGUUUCCGGCUUGGCGCUUACAAAGGUAAGUAUUUCCUCUGAAGUUUCCUUUUUGCAAAAGACGUAGAUCAACUUUUAUGUUUGAUUGGAUCGGCUGUCGAGGGGCGUGGCCUAUUAGUAGCUACUGCUGAUCAAUCCCAACCAAUCAGAAUGCAACACACAGAAAGAUUGACAGGUGUACAUAUUGUGCAUUG
Messenger RNA from Patiria miniata (bat star), 802 nucleotides. Its product is annotated as tRNA (uracil-5-)-methyltransferase homolog A-like. The transcript has 8 exons. NCBI's taxonomy places the organism in Eukaryota, Metazoa, Echinodermata, Asteroidea, Valvatida, Asterinidae. The record is from RefSeq and is a predicted model, not a curated record. Bases 345 to 650 code for a protein of 101 amino acids.